Messenger RNA from Labeo rohita (rohu), 1088 nucleotides. RefSeq names its product ankyrin repeat domain 2 (stretch responsive muscle) (gene ankrd2). Lineage: Eukaryota; Metazoa; Chordata; Actinopteri; Cypriniformes; Cyprinidae. Gene Ontology annotation, molecular function: RNA polymerase II-specific DNA-binding transcription factor binding. Bases 58 to 981 code for a protein of 307 amino acids. The transcript is spliced from 9 exons. Gene Ontology annotation, cellular component: nucleus. The record is from RefSeq and is a predicted model, not a curated record. Gene Ontology annotation, biological process: regulation of transcription by RNA polymerase II.
GUCUGCGACUUGCAAAUACUCUGGGUUAACUUCUUUUAUCUAUUUCAUUUUGUCGCAAUGGACGAGAACAUCCUGUGGGCGACGGCUGUGGUUGAUAGAAGAGCAGCCUUUGAUAAACGACAGGAGAAACGUCGAGCUCGGGCACAAAAGUUGGGGAUUUUGAUUGUGGAUGCAUCUUCUGUGGUGGUAGAAGGAGGGAAUGAAUCUGUUAAUCAAAGUGUUGCAAACAUUCAGGCAGAAGAGCGAGUAAGAAAGAUCUCCUCUGAUCUGAGGCGUGAGAUUGUUGAUCUAGGUGGUGCAGAGAACAUUAUUGAGCUGCGUACAAAGAAGAAUAUCAAGAACAAGACUGCGGCUUCCAAACACCUAAUGGAUAUUCCUGUGGGACCUGUGGAACCGGAUGAGUUUUUAAAAGCAGCGGCUCAUGGAAAGAUGGAAGUAGUUGAGAAAUUUCUGGAAGAUGGAGGAGAUCCAAACACCUGUGAUGAGUUCAGGAAAACCGCACUGCAUCGGGCUGCUUUGGAAAAUCAUGCUAAAAUAGUGGAAAAAUUACUGGACAAAGGAGCUGAUAUCAACUUUAAAGACAGGCUGGACUGCAGGGCUGUACAUUGGGCUUGCAGAGGUGGUAGUCUCUCAGCACUGAAAGUCCUUCAAGACAGGGGAGCUAACAUCAAUGCUAGAGAUAAACUGCUUAGUUCACCUUUGCAUGUGGCCACACGGACAGGUCACAGCGACGUGGUCCAACAUCUUCUAACCAGUGGAAUCAAUAUUAAUGCCAAAGACUGGGAAGGAGACACGGCUCUGCAUGAUGCUGUCAGAUUAAAUCGAUAUAAGAUUGUCAAACUCCUUAUACUGGCAGGAGCCGAUAUGCAGAUCAAGAAUGUUGAGGGUGUUACGGCCACUAAACAGGUGAAGCAAUGGCAGUUUGACACUAAGGAGACACUGGAGAAACUGGAACAGAUGAGAGAGGUUGGUCUGGCCUGACACAUGGAGAUGCAUUGGAUUCAUUAGAGGCUCUGUGAACAGGUGCAUGGCUAGAGAACAACCCCACCUCUAUCUGAGUAACUAUUUACUUUCUGUGUUAGUUAGUG